This is a messenger RNA of Hordeum vulgare subsp. vulgare (domesticated barley), 934 nucleotides long. RefSeq lists its product as uncharacterized. Gene Ontology annotation, molecular function: polysaccharide binding. Lineage: Eukaryota; Viridiplantae; Streptophyta; Magnoliopsida; Poales; Poaceae. The transcript has a single exon. The record is from RefSeq and is a predicted model, not a curated record. Bases 62 to 775 code for a protein of 237 amino acids.
UUUUAUUUUGGCAGCCACUCACUUAUUUGGCCAUUCAUCUCUACUCGUCUGUGUGUCUGCCAUGGCAAUGCGCACUGCUCUCAAGAUCUUAACUAUCUCGUCUGUGCUUGUAGUUCUUGCUGCAGAUCAGGUCGAAGGGCGGCAUCAUUUGCCUGAUUGUCCUUCUUUCUCGUGUGGCCCUCUCAGAAAUGUGUCAUCUCCAUUUCGUCAGGCAAGUGAUCCACCUGGGUGUGGUUAUCCAUCUUACGAGCUAAUUUGCAGUGGUACGAAGGCUUCAAUUCACAUCGACGAUGCAACAUACUAUGUAUCUUCCAUCAACUACAGUAGUUCUUCCUUCUGGGUCGUCGAUGCCGACAUGGAUUUAUACAACAGCUGCCCUCUACCUCGGUGGAAUCGGCCUCCGUUCAGAUACCAGAACCACAUGGAAGUCGAAUUGGAACCCCUUUCAUAUAAUAAGGCUUGCUUUCUUACAUGCUCUCGGGAAGUAAAGGACAAUGGUAUGUACAUGCCUGUUGCUUGCCUUAGCACAAAUCAUACUUAUGUUUAUGUCUUAACUGGUUAUGGAUCUUAUUCAAUGGAGUAUCUCGAGCCUUCUUGUGGUUACUUGGCUAGAAUUCCUCGGCCUUGGGACAGUCCAGGGCCGCUAGAAAAUGCAAGUCAUGCAGAUGUUGUGAAAUCCAUGAGGAUUGGAUUUGCUGUUCGAUUCCCUUUCAGAUAUGACAUUGGCAUGAGUAGAACAACCAUCAAAGAGUGCCUAAUAAGCCAGUUUCGGUGAGUUUUGCCUGUAUAAGUGUCUUAUCCCAAAACCGUUAAGCCCCUCUUUCAUUCCUUCUAUGUCUCGUUGGAUGGUAUUGCAGCGACUUAUCGCAGGAUUGUAGUGAUGGCGUCAAGAGUUGUGUUCGGAAAAUUCUUUUGGUCGAUGGAGCUUUCUGGG